This is a messenger RNA of Dermacentor andersoni, 1852 nucleotides long. Lineage: Eukaryota; Metazoa; Arthropoda; Arachnida; Ixodida; Ixodidae. The record is from RefSeq and is a predicted model, not a curated record.
UUCUGGCUUUGUGCUGGUUUCGGCGGUGACGCAAUGGUACACCGCUCGCAGAUUCCGUGCGAGACGGUGGCCACCGUCCUGGCGCGGCGCUACUCCGGCAGCGGCGUCCGGGACGGCUACCCGCUGCUCUACCGCGGCCGCGUCACCAUCGUGCCCAUCGACGACUUCAACAACGCCUCCGCAAACUGCGUGCCGGGCACCGAGUCCGCGGUCACUGGAUUCUACGACAAAGUGAUCUUGGGCCUGGGCAGCGGCGUGAGUGACCUGUUGGGACUGCGCAUGGACACCGUGUUCAUAUCGGCCGCGGUCUUCAUCGUGCUCUUCCUGCUUCUCUCCGACGGACUUCCCAAGAUGCAAUACUCCCUGUAUGCCCUGGCGGUUAGCCAAUACACGCUGCUGGCUGCGCUGUUGGGCGCCACUGUGGUACGUGACGGCGCUUUCGUCGGCCUCUCCCAGCUGCCCGUCUGGAAGUUUGGCGCCCUCGCACGCCUCUCGCUCUGGCAAGACGUGGUGGCUUUCGCCGCGUUCGGCAUCGGUCUCGGUGGUUACGGCAUCAGCUUUAUCACCGCCCACAACUCCUUCCAGAACAACUUUGUCGUUGACCUAGCCUACUUGCUGGUUCUGGACACCCUGAAGUGCCUGGGUACGGCGGCGAUCGUCUUCUUCGUGCUGGGCAGCUACGCCCGGAAGACAGGUCUCGAGAUUGACCAGGUCAUGGCCAGCAAUGUGGUGGAGGACGUGGCCUUCGCGCAGAUCCCGCAGGCGCUGUUGUCCACACAGACGAAUGGAGUCGUGCUGCCGGUGUUCUUCCUUUUCGUGGUCUUCAUGGGACUCGGAUCACUGCUGCUGACUACCGAGCUGGUUCUGGAAGUGGUCGACGAAGAAUUCCCGCACGCACACGUAAAUAACCGCACGGUCCGCGUCGUCACCUCGGUCAUCUGCUUCUUCGCAAGCUGUGUAUACACCACGCCUGCUGGCCCCUACAUAAAGGUCCUUGUCCUGGAGUACCUUUAUUACGUUGUCGGUUUCGCCAACAUCAUCGGAGAGUUGCUGGUUGUCUUCCAACUCUAUGGUCUCGAACGCGUGAUGAUCGACUGCGACCUCAUGCUGGAGAGAACGCCCUGGAGGGUCCUUCAGGUGCUCUGGACCUCGGUCAUUCCAAUGGUACUCACGGAGUACUGGCCUUGGAAAGAGCAGGAGACUUCGAGGGAGAUAUCCUCCGGCCACGGGACAAUUCCGCUGAUCGGAAUGCAGUUACUAAAAAGGACCGCCUGUGGCCCGGAGGAAUCAUUCCUUACGUCAUCGACGCUCAACUCAAUCGCACUACGAAGAAGAUUCUGCGGGCAAUGGCCGACAUCGAGUCUCAAAGCUGCUUGCGGUUUGUGGCCCGCAGAAGGCAUCAGAACUACCUGUACAUCAUGCGCGGAGACGGAUGUACUUCGUUCGUUGGGCGCCAGGGCGGCGCUCAGGAGGUGUCCCUGGGCACAGGCUGUCUCUACCGGGCUACCAUCGUGCACGAGCUGAUGUACGCGGUGGGCUUUGAUCACGAGCACUCCCGUUCGGACAGAGAUGAAUACAUCGACGUCUUCACCGAGAACGCGGAGCCAGAAAAUGUGGAGCAGUUUGACAAGCUCGAGCCCUGGGAGAACAGGCUGCUGACACCAUUCGACAGAGACUCAGUCAUGCUGUACGGCUCGGAGUCGUUUGCCCGCGAACCAGGCCUGGCAACCAUGCUGGCCAAGGACGGCAGCAGGCUUAAAGAAGUUUACGACAAGCGAGGUCUGAGCGCUAGCGAUGCGCGAAGGAUAAAUAUGCUGUACCGCUGCAAAAAUAAAAAGACUUAGCCCCUACA